AAACAAACUCAGCUGUUUGUUUUGAAGCGCCUGAUGGAAAAAUCGGGAAAAGUGUGAAAAUGAAUUUUCUCUCACGAAUUAUCAGUGGCCGGCGAGUUUAUCAGGUGGCAUUCUCUCGGGCAACCAUCGUCCGUUCCUGUUUGCCAAGUGUUUCGCUCUCCGACGUCGCGCGCCUCUCCACGAAAGUGCCCAAACUCGACGCAGCAGGCGGGAUCGAAAGUGGCCGGAAAGGAGCUGGUGCAGAGUCUUCCGGAAGUGGUGCCAGAAAGGCCAAAACAUCGCCAAAGGUAACGCUUAUUGGGCAGGAUGAGUCGAUAACGAUCGUGAAUCUGGAAGAAGCGACCAAAAUAUCGAACCGGAGGAAUCUGAAGCUCGUGAAAGUGAGCGAUCUCGACUCGAAGACGCAGCGUCCGGUUUAUCGCUUGAUGACCGGUUCGGAAUAUCUAACGGAGGAUCUGAAGCGACGCGAGGAGAAGAAGAAAAGCAAACAGGACGCCACGGUCAAGGGGGACAAGCUGCUCACCAUCAGUGCCCGGAUAGCGGAGCAUGAUCUUGCCUCCAAGAUACAGAACGUCCAAAAGUGGCUCACCAAAUCGUACGAGGUGCGUGUCGUGGUCACCGGAGAUGGUGCUGGCAGUAAGGCGAAGCAGGAGGACAUUGUCCAACGGUUCGAGACGAACGUCAAGGAGUGCGGCAAAAUCGUACAGAAGCGCUUAAGGGACAAUGAUUUACGAUUCAACAUACUGCCCGUUGCUGCUGGAACUGCUCCGUCCACCGCAACCGCUGCCACAGGGUCUGGCAAGCAGAAGGCUUUGCUCGAGACGAAAGGAACGAAUAAUCCGUUGGCUAAUGGUGGUGGCGAUGUGCAAGCUGUACGUGGCAUACACUACCAGGCUAGGGGUUUGCUAGCGUGACAAUCACAGCACAAGGACAGAAGCAGCGAACAACUGUCGAACUGUAGCAAAGAGCCGGUAAACGGAAUGCAGCGCUUCAAAGUCACGGGAUGUGUCGCGCUGGUCCUAUGCGUGAAGUAUGCCUUUUGGGCUUAUCUACUCAGGGGUGAUAGAUGACCACGUAGCGCAGCGGCAUGCAGCAGCACCCGCAUGCAUUCGAGUGUAAAGUUUUGAAUAAUAAUAAACUAGCAUCAAUUUAGAU
This is a messenger RNA of Anopheles aquasalis, 1155 nucleotides long. RefSeq names its product mitochondrial translation initiation factor 3 (gene mIF3). The record is from RefSeq and is a predicted model, not a curated record. Gene Ontology annotation, cellular component: mitochondrion. Lineage: Eukaryota; Metazoa; Arthropoda; Insecta; Diptera; Culicidae. Gene Ontology annotation, biological process: mitochondrial translational initiation; ribosome disassembly. Gene Ontology annotation, molecular function: ribosome binding; translation initiation factor activity.